AUCAUUAUCAUAGAACGGCCAUAGGAGCUCGUGGAGUAUCAGAGCAUUCCUUGUACAAUUACACCGCAUUUCCUGCUGAAUUACAGGCAUGUUACUAACGUGGGCUCCUGUAUUCUGUUUCUUACAGAUUUAUUCUGACCGUAAUCGGUAAGGUGUAUCAUGGUUACUAAUUGAUGCAUUGAUUGAUGUUGUCAUAACAAGAUUUGAGGACGCAUGGUAUGAUAACUGCGUGUUGAAAUGUGGCGAUUCAUCGCGCAUCUGUUUCAGGAUCAACUCGGGAGUCCUGUCCAAGCUGCUUGCUCUUACCCACUUCUUACCACGUAUACUAAAGCUGGCACAUGUUUGUCACUCAGCUUUUUGCUUCCAGCGUCUGCAGCAGUAAAUUUAGUCAUAAGGCAACGCCCUAACAUGAUAUGUUUCUAUUUAUGCUAAUGAACAUUCUUGCGACCGCUACCACUACCGCCACCACCACCACUGCCACGAUCACUGCCUCACCAUAUAUAUGUAGUUUUCCCUGUGUGCUUGUAUGAAUUUUGUUUUCGGUGUUGUCUGUCCAUUAUAGCGAAAAGUAUAUUGUGAAAGCACUUCAGGGCGAAGGUAGUGUAAGACGCACAUUUGUUCCAUUUAUUAACUGCAUAUACUUUCCUUCCUUGUUGACUUAUCUUCUAAUUUAGAGAUCACCAAUCCGACACCCGCGUCUCUCAAGACCACUUCAACGGCUCCCCGCACAACUACCACUACUGCAAUUGCCAAAGACACAACAACUACCACGACAACUACACGUCUUCCCAAAAGAAUACUCUUUUGCAUCAAGGAUGAUCCAAGCAAAGAGUUGCCAGACGGCCUGUGCACCUUCUCCGUGUUCUCAAACUAUGUGGGUCACUCGGUGCCCGACUUCUUUAUGGGCACUCAUCCCACCAUAAAGGAAUGGUUUUCACUGGCCGAUAAGGCCACCGUAACCAAGUUUGGCGUCAACAUUGUAGAAGGGACAUUCUCAGAGACGAAGACGGUUAUAACGGACGAAAAUGAAGCCCUACGAAGCUUGUGGCUUAAGAAAAUUCGCAGUUUUGGUGUACUGGACACUGAGAUCACACCAACUACAGAUAAAAAGGAUAUAUCAGGCGUCGUCGACGUAAUAAAGAUGAUUCAGAAUCGAUUGAAACGUUACGACACGGACGGAGAUUGCUUCACCUUCAUUGGGGUGGCUCCGCUUUACAAGGCUAAUCGGAACGCCGAUCUCACGCAGCGUUUCUACGAAUUGAUUCAGGGAACGAAGCCGGACGUCGUCUUAUUUCGUACAACGUCCGUAACGGUGAGAAGGAGUCUGACAUACAGCGGAUCAUCGGUGUGGGAGGAUAUCAACGCUGUGAACCAGCCGAACUUCGUGGACUCCUUGAAGCUGAGAAACUCGGUGACUUUACCUCCACACACGAGGGAGCUCCUUUCGCUGUCGGUGGCCAGCAUAGGCGUGAGUUAUCGAGGAAGAUUUGACACAUUGGAUGACCUCGACGGUGCUGAGGUAGAGGACAUGCUGCAGCGGAUUCCGACCCGCGAAGUGGAUUGUUUAAUGGAGAAGCUAUACGGUGAGAUCCUGUAUGAUCCCAAAAGAAUACAAUGUAUCCUGUUCGUCGAUGGUGCCGAUCUUGUUUGGUACUUCGAAUCAAAGAGUACAGUAUCCAGAAAGAUGUGCAAGGCUUCUGUAACUCUCCACUACACCGGCGGAUGGGCCGUGUACGAGAUAGACACUAUGCUUCGCAAGAAUCGGGAUUGUAACUGGGAAGCGCAGUAUGACGGGCUGAAUCCAUUGCUCACCAUCCAGGAGAACAUGAAGAAGGUCACGCAAUGGACUGACUGCAGCGCUUUGCCAAGAUGUUGAAGUCCGUCAGAUAUUGUUUACUUCUUUACACUAUAAUACAAACUGUGUACAAUCUGUA
Molecule: messenger RNA, 1934 nt
Organism: Ornithodoros turicata
Lineage: Eukaryota; Metazoa; Arthropoda; Arachnida; Ixodida; Argasidae
Exons: 10
Coding region: 902-1876 (324 amino acids)
Source: RefSeq, a predicted model, not a curated record